Molecule: messenger RNA, 705 nt
Organism: Quercus lobata
Lineage: Eukaryota; Viridiplantae; Streptophyta; Magnoliopsida; Fagales; Fagaceae
Exons: 1
Coding region: 1-705 (234 amino acids)
Source: RefSeq, a predicted model, not a curated record
AUGGAUCAGAUGAGAAAGGUUAUGGUGGAGAUGAGGGAGAACAUGAAAAGGGCAAAUCCAGUGGAGGAUCUAGUCCAUCGAACAGAUUCCUCUUUCACGGCUUCCAUCAACGGUCACCCCUUACCCCCAAAGUUCAAGAUGCCUUCAUUGGAUUCAUAUGAUGGAGCACGUAACCCAUUUGAUCACAUAGAAACUUUCAAGACUACCAUGCACCUUCAAGGAGUCCCAGAUGAGAUUAUGUGUAGAGUCUUCCCUACCACUCUCAAAGGACCGGUGCGAGUGUGGUUCAGCAAAAUACCCCCGAACACAGUGAGUUCUUUUGAAGAAUUGAGUAAGUUGUUUGUCAAUAAUUUUAUCAGAAGGCAAAGGCACAAACACUCUUCAUCCAGUCUGUUAACCAUAGAACAAGGAGAGAAUGAAAGCCUGCGCUCCUUCAUCACUUGUUUUAACAGGGAAGCCUUAACCAUUGAUGAGGUGGAUGACAAGCUACUCUUGGCGGCCUUCCAUAAUGGGGUUAAUUCUAAUUUAUUUAUUUUUAAGCUAUAUGAGAAGGAGCCUCAAUCCAUGGCUAAAAUCGUUCAUUUGGCCCAAAACUUUAUGAAUGUAGAAGAUGCGAUCAUAGCCAAGAAGAGGAAAAGAGCUGAAAGGAUGGAAGCACACACCGCACGCCACUCGGAACAAGGCCCUCAUCCAAAGAAGGGAUGA